Molecule: messenger RNA, 689 nt
Organism: Paralichthys olivaceus (Japanese flounder)
Lineage: Eukaryota; Metazoa; Chordata; Actinopteri; Pleuronectiformes; Paralichthyidae
Gene: fshb
Product: follicle stimulating hormone subunit beta
Biological process (GO): ovulation; G protein-coupled receptor signaling pathway
Cellular component (GO): cytoplasm; extracellular region
Molecular function (GO): hormone activity
Source: RefSeq, a predicted model, not a curated record
CGUCACCUGUUGAUGUAAACCCUGCGACAUGUUUGACGUCUUCAGACGCUGAAUCUUCAGUUUUCAUCCCGACUCCAGUUUUCAAAAAGUCUCCAUGAAGGAUCCUUGGAUGUGUGUGAAGGAGGGCAGAUGUCCGCCGCCACCUCUCCCAGACGUCUGUGCUGCACCCAGCAGAGGAUGAAGCUGGUCGUCAUGGCAGCCGUGCUGGCAGUGGCGGGGGCGGGGCAGGGCUGCAGCUUCGACUGUCGUCCAACCAACAUCAGCAUCCCCGUGGAGAGCUGCGGCAGCACCGAGUACAUCUCCACCACCGUGUGUGCAGGACAGUGCUACUACGAGGAUCCGGUCUACAUCAGCGAAACAGGUCCGGCUAAACAGAGGAUCUGUAACGGUGACUGGUCGUAUGAGGCGAAGCACAUUAAUGGAUGUCCGGUGGCUGUCACCUACCCUGUGGCCAGACACUGCCACUGUACUGUGUGUAACCCAGGGAACACUGACUGCGGACGCUUUCCCGGAGACAUACCCAGCUGUCUGCCCUUCUGAGGAACCCACCCGUCCACUCUUCAGUUUACGUUCUCCCUUCGUUGACACUGGACUGAAAUAAAAGCUCAGGUUUUUGAGUUUUGUUUCAUAAUCUUUGAAAUGUGUUGUAUCCUAAAAGCAAUGAAAUUAAACUAGUCCCUUAAAGCCUC